Molecule: messenger RNA, 985 nt
Organism: Neogale vison (American mink)
Lineage: Eukaryota; Metazoa; Chordata; Mammalia; Carnivora; Mustelidae
Gene: APOF
Product: apolipoprotein F
Exons: 1
Coding region: 76-939 (287 amino acids)
Biological process (GO): cholesterol metabolic process
Source: RefSeq, a predicted model, not a curated record
UUCAGACCACAGCCCUUAGGGAAACGGUUUGUGUGUUUCUGGUUUCUCCCCUCUCCAGCAUAUUCUGUUUCAGACAUGUUUGGCCUCAGAUUCAUCACAAUACAAGUGGAGUUGCUUCUUUGCUACCUCCUGCUGUACCCUGUGGAUGUUAUUUCAUAUGGAAACUGGACAAAUAUUCCCUCAUCCUUGAGAUCCUGGCCACCUUCCUCAGACCUCUUGUCCUGCCAGACUCUGCUCCCAAAGUCCUUGCCUGGCUUUACUCACAUGCCUCCUCUACCCAAGCUCCUGGUAGCUCUGCCACUGGUGAUCGCCCUGGAGAAAGCUGGUUGCCAGGCUGAUGUCUGGACACUGCAACUUCAGCUGUACCGCCAGGGGGGUGUAAAAGCAACACAGAAACUCAUCCACCAUCUUCAAGAACUCCAGAAAAGCAGAAGCACCGUGAGGGCGGUUUCAGGGGAUGCCCUAUUCUCUGCUCUACAGUUUUUGGCCAGGGAGCGAACAGGCCCACCAAGGGCCCGACGCUCCCCCCCUAUCAAUAACUGUGAGCAGAAGCAGGAGCAAGGUGUGUACAAUAUAGUCCGAUUGUUGCCACAAGUGGGAACCUUCUACAAUCUCGGCACAGCUUUGUAUUAUGCUGCUCAGAAUUGUCCAGACAAGGCCAAGGAACGAGGCCAAGAUGGAGUCAUAGAUAUGGGUUAUGACCUUCUGAUGACCAUGGCUGGAUUGUCCGGGGGACCCACAGGACUACUAAUCAGUGCUGCACUUAAACCUGCAGUGAAGGCUGGGAUUGAACAGUUGAUCCAGUAUUUCGAAAUGAAAGAGGCAAACACGGCUCUACCAGCGAUCAGCAGGGAGGUCUUGGGGGGGCCCUCGGGUGUGAGUGACCUGGAAGAAACAACCACCCCGGGCCCUUUGGUCUUAGUUCAGCGGCCCGACUAGUACAGGACUUAUUUAAUGGCUAUGACUUAGAUCCUGGGAAUGGCAG